AGCUGUAAAUCACAGUAUACAGCCAUAAAGGAUUAGGCUAUUAUUGAAAAGUAAAAUAUAUGUGUAGGUGAAUCAUUUAAAAUUUCUGCUUUUUUUUCAAGUGGAAUCCAAAGGUCUACCGGGUGACUUUAUGAAACAGAUUUGUCGACAAAGAAAAUCUAAGCUUAUUGAAAAAUGAAAAUGAAACUCAGUUUGAUUAGCUCAUCGCUUUUGCACGUGCUAUAUAUACAAUCCAUCCGAAAUGCAAUCCCUCUCAUGACAAACGUCCAUCUCUAGACAAUUCCCAUCAGCUUUUCUGAUCUAUAAUCAAUCUUUCUUCUAAUUUUUGCAAAAUGAAGUUUUUGAUGUUGGCAAUUAACCUCUCUCUGUUGCUCUUUUGCUAUGUUGUCACAACACACCAAACACCAUGGCCUUUCACUCUACUUUUAUUCUCAUUCUUAUCUGUUUCACCUUUCUUCCUUAACCACUGGCUAGUCCCUGGAGGCUUUGCAUGGAGAUACCACCAUGUCUACUCUCCACAGCUUCGUGGUCCAGUCGGUUGGCCUCUGCUUGGAACCUUGUCUCUAAUGGGUUCACAUGCUCAUCGUAAGUUAGCCAACAUGACUACUUCACUAGGUGCAACUAGGCUCAUGACAUUUAGUCUAGGAACAACGCGUGUGAUAAUCAGUAGCCACCCUGACACUGCCAGGGAAAUCCUUUCCGGGUCCUCAUUCUCAGACCGCCCAAUCAAGGAGUCAGCUCGUUUGCUGAUGUUUGAACGCGCCAUAGGGUUUGCUCCCUCUGGCAAAUACUGGCGCCACCUUCGUAGGAUUGCUGCGAACCAUAUGUUCUCCCCUAGGAGAAUUUCUUGUCUAGAGGCGCUGCGCCAACAAGUGGCCGAUGAAAUGUUGGUGGAAGUAAGGAAGGGAAUGGAAGAGAAAGGGUGGCUAGAGUUGAGGGGAAUAUUGCAAAAGGGUUCUUUAACUCACAUACUUGAGAGUGUGUUUGGGAGUUCUGUAUGUUUAGAAAGGGAGGAGCUAGGGUUAAUGGUGAAAGAAGGGUAUGAAUUAAUAACUAUGUUUAACUGGGAGGACUAUUUCCCUCUAAGGUUUUUGGACUUUCAUGGGGUGAAAAGAAAGUGUCAUAAGUUGUCAGGCAAGGUAAGAAGUAUUGUGGGUCAAAUUGUGAAAGAAAGAAAAAAGGCUGGAGAUCAGGUCAUAAAUGGGGGAAAUGACUUUCUUAGUGCUUUGUUAACUUUGCCUAAAGAGGAUCAGUUGAGUGAUUCGGACAUGGUUGCUGUAUUGUGGGAAAUGAUAUUUCGGGGUACCGAUACAGUUGCCAUACUCCUGGAAUGGAUUAUGGCCAGGAUGGUUUUGCACCAAGACAUCCAAGCUAAAGUCCAGCAAGAGAUUGACGCCUGCAUCGGCCAACGCUGUCGCCAUGUUCAAGAUUCUGAUCUCCCAAAUCUGCCUUACCUCCAAGCAGCGGUGAAAGAGGUUCUCAGGAUGCACCCACCGGGCCCACUGCUCUCAUGGGCCCGCCUAGCCACCCAUGAUGUCCACGUGGGGAAGUCCUUCGUUCCAGCUGGCACGACUGCAAUGGUCAACAUGUGGGCCAUAACUCAUGACCCAUCCAUUUGGAAGGAUCCAUGGACUUUUAGGCCUGAAAGAUUUGUCGAAGAAGAUGUCUCCAUCAUGGGCUCGGAUUUGAGGCUUGCGCCCUUUGGGUCAGGUCGAAGGGUCUGCCCUGGCAAGGCACUAGGUUUAGCCACCGUGCAUCUGUGGCUUGCACGGUUCCUCCACUGUUUCAGCUGGCUACCGGCGGCUCAGCACGUUGAUCUAUCGGAGACUUUGAGGCUUUCUCUUGAAAUGAAAACACCAUUAGCAUGUCAAGUGGUUCCCCGAACAGCACAACGUGUUUCAUGAAGCAAGAAAAAUUAAUCAAUAAAGUAGAAACAAUAGUAGUAGUAGUGACUUGUGAGUAUUAUGAAUUGUGAAAUGUUAAUAAAAAUGAUGUAACAAAAUUAGGGUGUGAUUCAUGGAAAGUACUAAGUAACCAUGAAUUAACUAGGAACUUCAACCCUCGACUAGCUAGAAGAAAAUUUCAUAUAUCUCUGGAAGUUAAACAAGAGGGCCCCUAGACUUUGUACAGUUGUGCGGUUUUUCUUUUUA
This is a messenger RNA of Durio zibethinus, 2150 nucleotides long. Its product is annotated as cytochrome P450 78A5-like. The record is from RefSeq and is a predicted model, not a curated record. Gene Ontology annotation, molecular function: iron ion binding; monooxygenase activity; heme binding. NCBI's taxonomy places the organism in Eukaryota, Viridiplantae, Streptophyta, Magnoliopsida, Malvales, Malvaceae.